This is a messenger RNA of Rhodamnia argentea, 2021 nucleotides long. Its product is annotated as subtilisin-like serine-protease S. Lineage: Eukaryota; Viridiplantae; Streptophyta; Magnoliopsida; Myrtales; Myrtaceae. Gene Ontology annotation, molecular function: serine-type endopeptidase activity. The record is from RefSeq and is a predicted model, not a curated record. The transcript has 8 exons. Bases 1 to 1887 code for a protein of 628 amino acids. Gene Ontology annotation, biological process: proteolysis.
AUGUCAUCGUUGGUGUCAUUGACUCUGUUUUUCGUCAGUGUGAAAACAAAGGCUCGGUUGAUAUUCUUUGCAGGGGUUUGGCCUGAAUCAGAGAGCUUUAGGGAUGAAGGGUUAGGUCUUGUUCCUGAAAAGUUCAAGGGACAAUGCAUCCUCGGAGAAAAUUUCACAUUGUCCAACUGCAAUAGAAAGAUUGUAGGCGCCAGGUUCUACUUCCAAGGGUAUGAAGCAGAAAAUGGCCCUCUAGAAUCUUUCAACUUACCCUUCUUCAGGUCAGCCCGAGAUGCUGAUGGCCACGGGAGCCACACCGCAUCAACGAUUGCAGGAUCUGUGGUUCCAAAUGCCAGCUUAUUUGGGAUAGCCCAAGGCACUGCUCGGGGACGGGCCCCAGGUGCUACACUAGCCAUUUACAAGGCAUGUUGGUUCGGCGAAUGCAAUGACGCAGAUGUCCUUGCAGCAAUGGAUGAUGGGAUCAAUGACGGUGUUGAUGUGCUUUCUCUCUCACUGGGUCCACUCCCUCCCCAACCAAUCUAUUUCGAGAAUGCCAUCUCGAUAGGAGCAUUCCAUGCAUUUAGGAGAGGGAUAGUAGUUUUGGCAUCUGCUGGAAACUCAUUUUUCCAAGGGACUGCUACCAAUGUGGCUCCUUGGAUACUUACUGUAGCCGCUAGUUCCAUUGAUAGAGAAUUUAACUCGAACAUAUAUCUCGGAAACUCAAAGGUUUUGAAGGGUUAUUCUUUGAAUCCUCUCAAGAUGGAAGCUUCCUAUGGGCUAAUAGCCGGGAAUGAAGCAGCUGCUAAAGGAGUUCCAGUAAAAAAUGCCAGCUUCUGCAAGAACAACACUUUGGAUCCUACCUUAGUAAAGGGAAGGAUUGCCCUGUGCAUGGUUGAGGUGUUGCUUCGUGAUAAUCGUAGAGAGAAGGCUUUUUCCGUGAGAGAUGCCGGUGGUGUGGGAAUCAUCCUUGUCGACCCAGUUAGGCAAGACGUUGGUUUUCAAUUUAUAAUCCCAGGAGCUGUAAUUGGUCAGGCAGAAGCCAAAGAGCUUCAAUCCUACAUGGCGACAGAAAAGUAUCCAACAGCUAAAAUUGCACCAACAGUGACUGCCUUGAACACAGAGCCAGCACCAGCAAUGACAAUGUUUUCUUCCAUGGGACCAAAUGUCCCGGAUAUUACAGCACCUGGUUCGAAGAUUUUGGCUGCCUGGUCUCCAUUGGCAACUGAAAACACCUCGGAUUGCCGUGUCAACUAUAACAUAAUAUCAGGGACCUCCAUGUCUUGCCCCCACACAGCCGCGGUCGCAGCGAUUCUGAAAUCUUACUAUCCUUCGUGGAGUCCAGCUGCUAUCAAGUCUGCCAUCAUGACCACAGGAAACCCAAUCAGACGGCAUCCAAACGGCACACAGGCCUCACCUUUUGACUAUGGAUCCGGACACAUAAACCCCGUUGCAGCAUUGAACCCAGGACUUAUCUACGAUUUCCAUUCCAACGACGUUAUAAAUUUCCUCUGCAGCACUGGGGCAAGCCCUACACAACUCAAGAACCUAACAGGAGAUCUAAUUUCCUGCAAGAACCCACCAACAUCGUCCUAUGACUUCAACUACCCUUCAAUCGGGGUAUCCAACAUGAAAGGGAACAUGUCUGUUCACCGGACUGUCACUUAUCAUGGACAAGGCCCAACAGUUUAUACUGCGGUCAUAAACUAUCCGCCGGGCGUUAGAGUUGCGGUUUAUCCUGCUCAGCUCAGGUUUACUCAGGCAGGGCAAAAAAUGUCCUUCAGGAUUGAUUUCAGUCCUUACAAGAACAGUAACGGGAGCUUUGUGUUUGGAUCACUGACAUGGAGCAAUGGGGUUCACAUUGUCAGGAGUCCUAUUGGUCUUAAUGUGAUUUCUGUGUAGAAUUAUCACGCCUUAGUAUUGUAAUCAAGUAUUAACUAGCUAUUCUGGUUUAAAUUCCAUGUUGGUAUUGUUUCUAGUAUCGCUCGAAAUGUUAAAUUCAUAAUUAUGAGUCGUUCACUUACAAGUCCAUAGUU